Messenger RNA from Drosophila arizonae, 1673 nucleotides. RefSeq lists its product as uncharacterized. The record is from RefSeq and is a predicted model, not a curated record. NCBI's taxonomy places the organism in Eukaryota, Metazoa, Arthropoda, Insecta, Diptera, Drosophilidae.
AUCGAGUUGGAUGAACUAGAUAAAGAUGAGAACUCUGGCUUGCUGCUGCACCUAAUAAGACGCAUUCGCCUGGAGCGGGACUGUGAUACCAUUGUCAUCUAUGGGAGUGAGCCGUGUGUGUUUCAUGAGCUUCUGCCUCAGCUGGAGUUGCCCACAGUGCUGCUCUCCCAGGGCAGCAACUGGGAGGAUUGGAGUUUCAGCAGUGAGUCGCUGCUGCUCAUCUGUAACUCAAAUGCCGAGCAGGAGCGGAAUAGGCGCACUUUACUGAAGCUGCAGCAGGCACGGCGAUUGGUCUAUCUGGAGGCAGGAAAGAAACCCACGGAAGUCUGUGAGGCCUACUUCGAGCGGGAGCUGGUUAAUGUGGCCAUGGUGGAUGCUUUGGGUAAUCUGUAUAGCUGUCGCUGCUUUCAGCAGGAGAACUAUGUGCAACUGGCUCUCAAUUUAAGCAACAGCUAUCAGACAGAGUCCACAGCCCUGGUGAACUUAAACUUCGACUUCGACAAAGAGUCCGAUUCCCACUCUCACUACGAUUCAAUAUAUGUUGAGCAAUUUGCCAACAUGCAAGGAUCUCUGAUUAGAACUGAACCCGAUCAACUAGGCCCACGUGCAUUUCUUUAUAAAAAUCCUACCACAGGAGAGUAUGAGAUAAAAGGGUUCGUUUCGAAUCUGAUCACAUCGUUUGCGGAGCGUGUAAAUGCGACGGUGAAGUUACGCGACGACAUUGGCCUAGGCCAGAAAAUUCACAUGAGGAAUAUCAUUCAGCGGGUGUUGCUGGAUCAGCUGGAUAUCGCAGCCACGCUGAAAAGCACUGUGGAUUUUGAGAACUUUGACUAUCUUUCAUAUCCCUAUAUCCACAGCUCGUAUUGCUUCAUGAUUCCAGUCCCACCUCGAAUGGACUACAAGGAAAUUUAUACACUGAUUUUCCAUCCCCUGGUAACUGGUGUGCUAAUUGUCUUAUUACUGAUCUUCUCGCUGCUGCUAAUCUACAGUCAAGAGCUCAACUGGCGCAGGUUCAGCCUCAUCAAUAUAUUGCUCAACGAUCGCUGUCUGCGCGGUCUGCUGGGACACGCCUUUCCGAUGCCCGCCUAUUCCAGUCGGUAUCUAAAAGGGAUUUGUAUGCUGGUCUGCUUCGCUAGUAUCAUGACGACGACCAUGUACGAGUCCUAUCUGCAGGCGUAUUUUACGCAUCCCCCACACGAGAUGAUGCUGCGCAGCUUCGAGGAUAUUCUCACCUCUCGCUACAAAAUUGCAGUAGAACGAGGCGAGGCUAUUGGUUAUCUGCUUCGGAACUUUAGUUUGACUACCACCAAUGUCCAUCACGUCCACAUCAUAGACGAUUGGCAGGAACUCAUUCGCUUAAGGGAAACUUUCAAUGACAGCUUCAUUUAUCCAGUCACCGAGCUGCGUUGGUUCUCCUUAAAAGAGCAGCAAAAGUAUUUCAGUGAGCCCGUCUUCUACUACUCCCAGGACGUUUGCAUGAAGCACUUUAUGCUGCUAUCCCUGCCCCUUCGUCGCCAUCUGCCCUAUCGCCAGCUCUUCGAACGGCACAUUCUGGCCAUGCAAGAGUUUGGAAUUUCGCAGUUCUGGCUGCGCAACAGUUUCAAUGAGAUGGUUCGCUUAAAGGUGGUUUUGCGGAAGGAUUAUAGCCAUCCCGAGGAGCCUGAGGAUCAGUU